AUGAAAGUUUUGCCAGUUCUUCUUCUAGGCACCCUGUCUCUUCUAGAUCAAGUAACCGCUUCUUCUAAACUAGACCAAGAUGAUGUAGUUCGAAGGUAUACUAAUGGAACCUCAUCGUCGCAUACAACUUCUUCUACCAUAUUAUCAAAAGGGUCUCCGACCACCACACUCAUUUCAUCUAGCACAUUGUCUAUCUCUUGUACGGCAACAGUCACUUCAACAAGCGGCCAGCCCUUAAUAGCUGCAAGAGAAGCUUGUCCUACCACUGUCACUAUCGUCCAUACACCCACAUCACUUCCACAUACUAAUAUAGCUGUCGUUGAGGCAUCUACUUCUGAAAAGGCUACCGUUGCAACCUCAGCCAAGUCAUCCAUAUUGAAAGAAUCGGUACACACUACCAUCUCCAACACAUAUCUCAAAUCGAGUCCUACUAGUUCUCACUCAGCCUCUUUAUCACUCCAGUCUUCGAAAGCUUCUGUUGAAGCGUCCGAUAAAUUCUCAAAUACUGCUAUUGCUUCUAGUACUACCACUUCAAAGUCAACUGAGCCAAUAAGUUUAGUGACAUCAAAAACUCUCAGUAAUCCAACCCAGCCUUCAACUGUCUCAACCGCAUCCACUGCUUCGCAUUCAAUUAUAGUUGGUGAACCUUCAUUAUCAAAGACAUCUGGGUUGUCUUCGAAAACACUUUCUUCGACGACUUUAUCUGGUGGCACGACAACAACGCAAGCUUUCACACUGACAGUACCGUCAGCUGAAUCGACCAAACUCCUUGCAUCUUCAAAAACCAUCAGCUCAUCUGCCUCGUCAGCGCAUACUGAUAUAUCAAAGUCUGAUCCUUCAUUUAUCUCUAGUACAUCAAAGUCUAUUGAUUCUUUAUCCUCAAAUCUUAUUUCUACCACCAAGAGCGAGUCUAUCGCAUCCAGGACUUCCAAUUCUGCUCCAUCUACGACUGUGUUCUCUACAUCUUCUGGAACAAUAGUCUCCCAGCCAACUGUUCCAGCUUCUACUGCUCUAAAUUCAAAACCUAGCUCUGAUGCUAAUUUGGUAUCUUCAAGUGGAUUAUCAGGGACAUUGACGUCAAAAACAUCCGAAUCUUCUCUUCAGUCAACACAUGAGUCCAAAUCAGAAGAUAGCUUGACCCGAUCUUCAAUAAAUUCUACAUCUAGCUCUCUUUCAAGAGCUUCUGAGACUUCUAUUCAAUCGACACGUGAUUCGAAAUCGGAGAUUGGCUCGGAGCCUUCAAAGGAAUCGUCAAAUAUCUUGACGUCCAAGACACCUGGGCCUUCCUCUGGUCAAACAACAACCGAAGCCAAAUCGGAAUUCAGUUUAACACCUUCUGCACAAGUACCUACUACGACUGCAGUCUUACCCUCCGAAACGUCAAGAUCGUCUAUUCAGACAAUACGUGAGAGCAAAUCAGAGUCAAGCCUAUCCCUCUCGGUAAAUUCAUCGGUUCUCUCAACUUCUGCAAGUUCAAAGACGUCUUCUGCUCAAACAACGCAAGAAAGCAAAUCAGAAAUAAGCAAAUCCGCUUCAUCGGCUUCAUCAGUUCUAGGCCUCUCAACCUCAAAAGCGUCUGGGGCACCGACUCAAACUCAAAAUCAAUCGACCAAAGAAUUACAAUCCAGUUCUUCUACUACUGUAACUCAACCAACUGUAGUAUCGUCAAAGACUAAAACUCAGAUUACUCCAACCACUCAAGAGUCAUCUUCGGGGAAGCAGUCGAGUACUCACAGCCCAAUUUCUGACGCUACCAUAUCUCACAGCUCGAGUGUACAGUCACUCUCUUCGUCUGGAAUUAAGCAGUCACAGACUACAUCUCAUAGCUCGAGUGUGCAAGGACAAUCUUCUUCUGUAAUCAAGCAAUCAGAUACUACAUCUCAUAGCUCGGGUGUACAAGGACAAAGUAGUACGUCGGAAACAAAGAUCACGAGCAAAACUGCCGAGACUUCUGCUACAGGAAAACCGGAAACUACUUCUCAAAGUACAAAGCUUGCAAGUACCACUGAGAAGUUAAGCACCUCUACACGAGUACUUGAAACUGCUACAACAAGUGUCAAAUCAUCAGUCAGUGAAACUCCAAAGCAUAGCAGUUCAGUAGAGGGAGUAUCUACAUCGAUUAAGGCCUCAGAAGUCCAUUCAAGUAGCACUGCCUCCUCCAAUCGAUCAGAAAAGACUGAGACUACAAAAACAACUGAAAGGGCUUCUCAUAUAUCCUCUUCAUUACCCAGUAAGACUACAGGUGAUACUUCUUCUACUACCAGUGAAACCCCCAAGACCUCGAAGUCGUCUCUCUCGUCUAUCAAAUCAUUAUCUGAUAAGCAAUUAACGACUUCUCAUACAACAAAGUUUUCAACUUCAGAGAUUAUUUCUAAGACAGGGACGGCAAAAGAAGUAACAGAACCUACUACAUUACCUACAAGUAAGGUUCAGAUUUCGAGCCAAAGUACUAAAUCAGAAUCAUUAAAGUCACAUUCCUCAAAGACAUCUGCGUCGUCACAAGGGGAAUCAAGCACGAAAACCACUUCCACUCAAACUUCUUUCUCUAAACCAUCAUCAACAGAAAUGAAUACGAGUGUUAUUUCAGGUUGUACGGCAACCCUCUCGGUUUUAGGUCAAGUCUUACCAGUAUGCCCACAUACUAUCACCCUUGAUUCAUUCUUUUCCACUUCGAAGACACCGGGUUCUGUCUCGCCUACUAGUAUUGUAGUCUCGACGAGUGUUUCUGCCACUUCAAAAUCGGCUGAAACUACUAGUAAGACAUCUGAUAGUAAUUCUGCCACUUUUAAUCCAGCUACUUCCAAUCCAGCUACUUCCAAUCCAGCUACUUCCAAUCCAGCUACUUCCAAUCCAGCUACUUCCAAUCCAGUCAGCAAAUCGCCAGAUGCCCCUACUUCAGUUUCUCAAACCAGUAUACAAACAACCAACCCGGUUAGCAUGUCUCAGGAUACAUCUCCAUCGAUUCCUGCCACCAGUAAUCCAAUAAAACCUGUAUCUGUGCCAGGGAACAAGCCGGCUGAUACUACAACCAAUAUACCACCAUCAGGAUCUACGGUUCCUGGAUCCAUUGCAGUUCCUACUACUUCUAAUCCAGCUACGAGCAAAUCACCUGAUGCUCCUACUUCAAAUCCGGCAACCACUAAAUUGCCCGAUGCUCCUACCUUGGCCUUAGCAAGUAGCACACCGAUCGUACCGGCUACGACGAAGCCAUCUGACUCUCCUGCUACUAAUGCAGGAACUAUGAAGUCACCUGAUGCAGCCACUUCAAAUCCAACAACUACAAAGUUACCCGACUCACCUGUUUCGCCUACGACUAGUCCUGUGACUUCAAACACUAGUAAUGGCGGAGGAGAUAUUUCAAAUAUUGCCCCAACAACAUCGCCAACUACUAAAGCUCAGGCUGAAACUGCCAAGGCGAUCUCAACUCCACAAGUAACUUCAAAUCCCGUAUCUGUACCCGGAACAAAACCAACUGAUAUUGCGACCAAUGUGGCACCAACAGGAUCAACAGUCUCUCCAUCAAUUGCAUCACCGCCUCUAUCUAAUCCAGUUGGAACAAUGAGCAAUGUACCGCUACCAGUGAUAACAAGUAAUGUAUCACCGCCUGUUACAACAAAUCCAGUAUCUAUUCCUGUAACUAAGCCAGCUGAUAAUACUACAAACACAUCACCACUAGUAUCUACAGUUCCUGGAUCGACGGCAGUUCCACCUGUGUCUACAAACCCUGUAUCUGUUCCUGGAACAAAGCCAGUAGAUACAGCUCCAAUAAGCAAUCCAACUAACACUGCAACUGGAAGUCUUGCAUCUCCAUCUUCAUCUACUGGAUCUACUACUCCUGCUAUUGGAAUUCCAGUUGGACUACCUAGUGACAAAAGUACAGCUCUUCCAACCACUGGAACGAAUGAUAUAAUCGGUACCCAACCCGUAGCUAGUAAUCCUGGAAUCCAAACCGGCGGCACAGGAAAAUCACCCUUAGCAUCUGACACCGCUUCCAUUAUUUCCAGCAUCCAAGUAUCACCCACCGGCGUAAAGACCAAUCCCGAUGUGACCACUGCAAUUUCCAGCCCGACUAUGACUCCCACAACUAUCAAGCCUUCACCUGGCCAAACCACUGUCGCUCCCGUUGUAUUCAAUUCCCUGACUCUCAGUCAAGGAAGUUCCAACUUCGUAGUCGGUUCACAAACGAUAAAACCCGGUUCCGAAGCCACGGUAAGUGGUGAACGUAUCUCCAUUGCUCCAUCCGGCUCUGCAGUCAUCAUCAAUGGCGUAACCACAAGCACUACGUCCACGUCCACUCCGUCCAAUGCUGCCAAGGUCGUUCUGUCAACCACCACUGAACCCAUCCCUGGUGUCGUUGUCGUCGGAACAUCUAGUGUAACAGCCGAUUUCACUAAAUCCGGCUUCGUCAUCGGAAGCGCCACUUUGACUCCUGGAGGUGCGAUUACGCAGGGAAGUACUAUUAUUACUCUUCCUCCUAGUAGUACUACCUCUCUUCCUUCAAACGUCGUGGUAAUUGGAUCUUCGACCUUUACUAAAAAUUCCGCCUCUGGAGUUGUAAUCGGUAGUCAAACCCUGAAACCUGGCUCCGUUAUUACAGUCGAUGGAUCUACAGUUUCAUUAUCACCUACUGGAAAUGCGGUGGUAGUCAAUGCAAAUAGUGGGUUUGUAACAAGUACUGCUUCUUUGCAAAGUGUAGUUCCGUUGAGCAGCUUUGUCAUUGGGGGAAAAACGCUUACGGCUGGAGGAACAGUGACGGAGGGUGGAGACAUAUUGAGUUUGGCUGCGGGAGGAACAGGGAUUGUGGUCGUAGGUACUAUGACUGUGGGUGCUGGAGGUGCAACAGAGACGGCGAAAAAGAAGAGUGCGGGUGUGAGAAUGAGUCUUGGUGGGUGGGGAUUACUGUAUUUACAGGUUUCUUUUGUACUUUUUGGGUUGUUGAUGUGA
This is a messenger RNA of Botrytis deweyae, 4944 nucleotides long. RefSeq lists its product as uncharacterized. The record is from RefSeq and is a predicted model, not a curated record. The coding region runs from base 1 to 4944 and encodes 1647 amino acids. The transcript is spliced from 2 exons. NCBI's taxonomy places the organism in Eukaryota, Fungi, Ascomycota, Leotiomycetes, Helotiales, Sclerotiniaceae.